UUUGCGAAUGGAGGAGGACGCUGGAUCUUGGGAGGUAUGCGGAGGCUAGAAUGCGAAUCGCUGGGGGAGAUUUGAGGGAAGAAUCUCUCGUUCCAUGGUUAGAGGCAGCGGCAGAUCGUGGAGGAUCACGCUCAAGGAUAAAUUGACGGCUUCCGAGGUCACGAAGAUUCUCCAGCAGCGGGAUUGGGAGCAGCAGCUCGAGGGGAUCCUCUCCGAAGGAAGACGAAAAGAAGGAAGAGGAAGAGCCGCCGACGAAGAAGGAAGGAAGAAAAUCUCAGGAGAAAUCUCCAAAGAAGAGAGGAAAGAUUUGCCUGGAGGAGGAAAGAGAGAGUUCUUAGUAAGAAGGAAGGGGAAGCCUUGGCUAACGAGCAACGUCGUCAGCGCGGUGCUGUGGAGCAAUGCAAAGCGCAACACUGGAGUAGACGCGGAGACUCUGCUUGGAUUCUACAGAUGGGCCGAGAAGAAAGCUUCCAUCGGUGGGAGCUGGCAAGCGCUCCACUGCCUCUUCCCGGUGCUCUUCAAGGCUGGCUUGAGCGUGGAAGUUGGCAGAGUCGCGAGGCCGCUUUUCAACAGUGGUUUGAGGCCGAACUUGGCCAUCUGCUCGAUCAUGAUCCGGGGCUCCGUGGCUAGCAGGGAUCUGGAGAACGCCCGGGUGAUGAUUGAGAGUGUGGUUUCCCGAGGACGAACGACGCUCCCUGCCAGUGACUUCAAGUUUAUCAUCAAGGCCUUUUGCAAGCUCGAGAAGAUGGAGAGUGUGCUUCGGUACUUUGGCUGGAUGGUUGAUGCUCACGGGCCGGACGAGGUGACUUUGAGAGUCGUCAUGGUGGCUCUUUGCGAGAGAAAGAUGGUGGAGGAAGCGUUUGAGAUUUACGAGACGGUGGUGGAUAGAGGCUAUCCCGUGGGUGAUACGAUCGUCGGUAUCUUGGUCGGGGGCAUUUUAUCUUCCAGGCCGCUCACGGAGGUCUACGCUCUGUUCGACAUGCUAAGCACCGGAGGAGACAUUGCCUUGGACGCGUCCACUCUUCGGACGAUAAGGGACCGCGUGCUGCUCCAGGAACGCAAAGUUCAUGCUGCCGAGAGAGAACUCGGAUUUUCGGACACCGAGCUCUGGAGGUCACUUGAGAGAUUGAAGGCGAGAGGCUUCGAGCCGACGUUACCAGUUGUGUUCCAGAACGUGUGCCACAGAAUACAAGCGUGGGACGCCAACGAGCUCCUGCGACUGCUGCUCGAGAAAGGUAUGGUUUUCGAGAGCCAGGUAUACGAGAUCGUCAUUGAGUCACUCUGCAAAGCGGGGUACCCCGACGACGGGCUUGUUCUCCUCAAAGAGAUGGCUCUUCGGCGAGUUAUACCGGGAGCAGCAACUUUCAACACUGUCGCGGAUGGUUUUGCGAAAGCCGGACGCUUGGAACAAGUGAAAGAAGUUUACCAGGGCAUGGUGGAGGCUGGGUAUACGCUUCGAGCGUCUGGCUAUGGCAUCCUCAUUUCGUGCCUGUGCAAAGUCGGCAACUUUGACGAGGCUUACAAGCUUCUUCACACGAUGCGGCUAAAACGAUUCAAGCGGAAAGCCAUCGCUUACAGCACGAUUAUCAACUGGCUGUGCAAGCUCAACCGGGUGGAAGAAGCUCGAGAGCUGAUUGAGAAGAUGGCACGCUACGCCCCUCCAGACGCUCUCACGUACGGGCCUAUUGUGGAGCGGCUGUGUAAGACGAAGAGGAUCGACGAUGCACUGGCCACUGUGGAGGAGAUGGCGACGAGAGGUAUAAAGCCGGAUGCUUUCAUAUACAACUUUGUCCUGAGUGGACUCUGCCAGGAGGAGAAAGUGGAGGAGGCACGCUUGCUUUUCGAGAAGAUGGUGAAGCAACGGAUCAACCCCAACGUCGUGACUUACAACACCCUGAUCAACGGCCUCUGCAAGGCCUGGCGGAUCGAGACGGCUUACGAGCUGUUCAAAGAGAUGGCCGGGAAAGGAUACGUUCCAACGGAGGUGUCUUACAACACUCUCAUCGACGGGUUUUGCAAGAAGAAGGAUCUGGUCGCUGCGAAGGACGUUUUUGACAAGAUGGUCCGCAGUAACUGCGUCCCAAACGUGGUCACGUACACGACUCUGAUCGACGGGCUUUCGAAGUCGGGCAAGGUGCAAGCAGCAGCCGAAGUCCUGGACGGCAUGGUGAAGAAAGGCGUCACUCCGAAUGUUGCGACGUACAGCUGCCUCAUCGAUGGUUUCUGCAAGGUGCGGAGAGUGGACGAGGCGCACAAGCUCCUGGAGCAGAUGGUCACACAGGGGAUCGCUCCGACGGUCGUGACUUACAACAUCCUUCUCAACAGCCUCUGCCGCGCGGACAAGCUCGAGGACGCGUUCAAGCUCUUCCGGGGCAUGGCACAGAGACGGUGUCACCCGACGGUGGUGACUUACAACACCUUGCUGAGAGCUCUGUGCCACCACAAGCAACUCGAUGGAGCUCACAGGUUGUACGCCGAGAUGAUCGCCAAGGGAUGUCCCCCCGACGCGAUAACGUAUGACACGCUUGCUUGGGGGUUGACCAGAGCUGGGAAGGUUCACGAGGCGCAGGAACUCAUGGAAAAGAUGAAACUUACGAAACGCAAUCCCUUCGGUCGAAGCUCACAAGGAAAGGCAUAGGAACAAGUUGGCUGUGGCGAAGAGCAUGCUCGUGAUCGCGACUGGAUUUACACGUUUUGCUAUCGGUGAACAACUUUCUUCUUAGACAAUCCAGCCAACUUUUCGCGACAA
Selaginella moellendorffii is the source of this 2749-nucleotide messenger RNA. Its product is annotated as pentatricopeptide repeat-containing protein At1g63400. The record is from RefSeq and is a predicted model, not a curated record. NCBI's taxonomy places the organism in Eukaryota, Viridiplantae, Streptophyta, Lycopodiopsida, Selaginellales, Selaginellaceae. Bases 95 to 2638 code for a protein of 847 amino acids. Gene Ontology annotation, molecular function: protein binding. The transcript has 2 exons.